Molecule: messenger RNA, 1100 nt
Organism: Penaeus indicus
Lineage: Eukaryota; Metazoa; Arthropoda; Malacostraca; Decapoda; Penaeidae
Exons: 7
Coding region: 107-904 (265 amino acids)
Source: RefSeq, a predicted model, not a curated record
GAUUCAACCUUUCCACUCCGCUGCCCACAAAAGACACGGAGGUCCGGAUAUAUAAGGCUAAAAAAAUCUGGCUCUCCAGUGCAAGUCGUAUCACUCCUCAGAUAAGAUGCUGGCAGUCAUCAUUCUCGGUGUCAUCGGCGCUGCGGCAGCCCAGGACGAUUUCUUCGAGACCUAUGGCUACACGAAGGCCAUUGCAAAUUGCCUCGGAGAUGACAUAUAUUACGGCUACUUGGGAGAAGUAGCUAGCGCAGAGAGGCAGUGUAAUGGUUACCAGCCCAACUUCGGGAAUAUACUACCUACAUCACCUACCUUCACGGCCAUUGUGAACACGCUGGGAGUCCCCGGUGCCUUCCCGACGGGGUCAUUCCCGGGGCAGGUUUACUACGCAGGACUUCAGCCUCCAACCGUCGCCGGCAAGAAGAAGCGUCAGGCCGGCCAGGGUCCCAUCUUCGACGCCGUGGCUCUCUCGGACGCCAUCGGCAAAGUCCAAACAGCCAUCGGGAACUUCACUUGCGUUCUGAGGCUCCUUAAUGUGAUCGACGAUAAUUUCAACAUCAACUACCAACAAUCCGUCAACAUCUACAACACAGUGGUUCGUGACCCCAACCUCAGGAACGACCUCAUUACCGGAAUCUCAUUCUGCAGGGACUUCUCGACUUGCCUCCCCGUGGAGAAGCUCGGGUCGCCCAUCCCCGUCCAGCUGCAGCGCAUCAUGGCCUUCGUGAAGUGCGAGAGGAGAACCCGCCUCGCUGCCUGCUUCAAGCACGACCUGCGCAGAAACAUCAACCAGUUCGACCUGUCCGUCCUCCCCAGCGGCGGCGGCGGCGUCCGACCCGAUGUGAUUGGGCAGCUCAUGACCAUUCUGAUUGGUUCCGAAUCCACGGACGAUCUCCGGCUCUACUGAGAAUCACGAGGGAUGAGGGAGGGAUCCGCGGCGUGACGGAGCUGCGGGUUGUCGGGAGGAGGCCUCUGGGCCGCUUUGCCCGGCUUCCUUUGCCUUCUUCCUCUGCUGUUGGUCAUUGUUCACAGGUCCGUCCCUUCUGAAAGAUAGUCCUACAGAAUUAUGAAAAGAGAAAGGCGCACGGCUCUCUGAACCUGAU